Molecule: messenger RNA, 357 nt
Organism: Rotaria sp. Silwood2
Lineage: Eukaryota; Metazoa; Rotifera; Eurotatoria; Philodinida; Philodinidae
Source: the annotation of a GenBank genome assembly
AUGAUAAAUAAAUUUGGAAUUAUUUUUAAUCAACCAGAUUUAUCCUAUAGAAAGUUUGCAUUAAUCUUACUACCAUUAGUUUUUAAUAGUUCGGCUCUUUCUUCUUCUAUUAAACAUAUUCAUUUUGAUGGAACAAAUUCAAAUUCUUAUGAUGUUAUUGAUCAUUUUCUUUUUUUAAAUAAUAAUCAACAAAUUCUUUGUUUUCCUAAUCUUAAAUCGCUUAAGAUAACUCGAUGUUUAUUAUCGCAAUCAUUAAUUCAAACAUUAUUCUUACUUAUUCAAAAUCAAUUAAAUCAACUUACAUUAACAUUUGAUGAACAGAUGGCGGAGUUGAUUCGAAAAUCAGAAGAACCAUGA